Messenger RNA from Colletotrichum gloeosporioides, 2088 nucleotides. RefSeq lists its product as uncharacterized. The record is from RefSeq and is a predicted model, not a curated record. The coding region runs from base 1 to 2088 and encodes 695 amino acids. NCBI's taxonomy places the organism in Eukaryota, Fungi, Ascomycota, Sordariomycetes, Glomerellales, Glomerellaceae. The transcript has 2 exons.
AUGCCUUCACAGGAAGGUCCCUCGACCUCGACCGACGCGUCUGACCGCGCCGGCUCCCCCGCCCCCAAGCGCCAGAGGGCCGAGAACGGCGACCUUCGUAUCAAGACCCCUGGAGACAACUUUCUCAAAAACGUCGGCGUCGCCAACCCCAUCAACCAUGGGCCGGUCCAGCACAACCCUCCCCUCCACGGCGGCUUCGGCCCCUCCCAAGCUCCCCCCCAGACCCCUCAACCUGCCCCUCGCGCUCUCACCCCGACCAACAUCGCGGCCCGGAGGCUCUUGAGCACUCCCCACCUCAACGCCAUGGCUCCUCCUUUUCGUCCCCAGACGCCCGUUCCGAUGGCUCCUGCUUCUCGUCCCCGGACGUUCGUGCCGCUGGACCCUGUCCGCCCUCAACACCCGAGAAACCAGCGUCUUACCUCCAGCCAGCCCCAGGGCCAAGUGUCUUUCCCCUAUCCGCCUAUGCUCAACAGCCUCGGCCAAGUCUGCCCCCGGCCUUCCCAGCAGCGAGGGCCCCCUCCUGAGGUGCGUUCUCCCAAGUUCGGUGAAGAGAAACUGGGCUACUUCACCGAUGCGCUGCAUGACCUGGCCGGGGAGCUCACCGCCUCGGGCUUUGAGGUCCCCUUCUCUGUCUCGGAUGACGAUAUGCAAAAGCACUCCUUUGAGAGCACAUGGGAACAGUUUGUCCGGGACUUCAACGCUGACCCAGCCCAGGACUCGAGAGCUCUGUUGCCCUCCGACUUGCCUCCCGACAUGCUGGCCCUCUUUCGCGAUAAUGAGGAGUACGUCAAGAAGAACAUCAACGCUAGCAAGGAAUACUUCAAAGUUCCUCGGGUUGCGGCUCGCGCUCCUUUGAACGCUGGUCCGCCCGUCCCCUCAGCCCCUGGAGCCCCUGCCAACCGGGCUAUUCAGCCAGCUCCCAUCAACUCCGGCCAGCAGCAGACCUCUGGAACCCCCGUACGUCCGCAUAUGCAGCCGGCUCACGUCGUCUAUGGCCGAGAGCAGACCACUGAAGGUCCUAUCAUCCCGGCCGCCCAGUCAGCUUCAUCUAACGGCUCUGCCCAACCCAAGAAUGGUCAACAGCAGACUCCCGCCGACGGCAGCGAAACCCCGAAGAUGCCGCCCAUGGGACACUUCCCGACGAGAUCUGCUCCUCCUCCUAAGCGCAAGUCGACCAAGCGGAAGAGUCUUCAUGAAGCCUCGAGCGGUGCCACUGGCCUCCCCGCCGCCUCGUCUGCCAUCGGUGGUCACGCCAACGGCCCUGCUACCAGCCCCUCGAACCGAGCCCAGCCCGCGAACCUCGGUAUCGGUGGAAACACCUCGAUUGGAAACUCCUUUUCCCGUCCAGCUGGCAUUCCAGCCCCUGAGAACCCUCACGCAGACUUCCACCUCGGCACAGGCUUCCGCUCCGAUAUACCUAGCACCAAGACCGAGCUAGGCCUGCUGAACACCCCCGUGGACCGCCGGAUCAGCCACCCCUCGCCUCGUCCCGCGGCCGCUCAGCCUCCUCCUGCCCAGCCGACUGCUGCUGCUCGUCAGGGUGCUCGUCAGGGCGCUCGUCAGCCAUCCGUGGCUCCCCCUCCCCUCCAUCCCAAUGCCGGCCCUCGCCAGUCCUUCAUGGACUCUCGUCCUCCUCACAUGAGACACCCAGCCAGCGUCCGUCAUCCUUUCGCGGCUCCCCCUCCCGUCCAGGCCGCUACUGGUGAUGGUCACCCUUCCACGGCUGCGGUCCAAAACCCCGCCGGCCCCCCUCGUGUUCAGCCCCCUGCUGGUCCUCACCCAGGCCCUCGCCAGCCCUUCAUCGGCCCCCCUCCUGCCUUCCACGGCCCUCGCCCCCACGCCGACAACCACAUGAUCUCCAGAUCCACGCUCAACCGCACCCUCACCAGGCUCCUCAACGCCCGCCGCACCGUCGAGACGUUGGUCGCCAAUGCCGAGGCCGGCGGAGACCCCGUCGUGUUGCGUCAGCAGGCCCGCCUCGUAGAGACGGCUAUCAAGAGCGUCGGUGUUGCAGCUAUUGAUCUGGCACAGGGCGUUCGGGUGGACGAGUACUGGCCUAAUGUGAACUUGGACUUGCUGCGGGAGUAG